AUGCAGUACAAGGCUCUCUCUCUGCUCGCCCUGAGCGCCGUUGCUCUGGCUGCCCCGAGCCCCCAGCAGAACACCGAACUCGAGGAAAUGCCUGACUACGAGGAGUACGUCUCCUCCGUGGGCGCUGCUGCCAGCAAGACCGACCCUGCCGGCUUCGGCGUGCCCACCGACCUUGGCGUCCCCACUUCCGUUCUGGCCGUCCUGGUCACCGCCAUGCCCGCUUCGUUCGUAAGCCAGCUGGCCGAUCCUUCCGCCGUCUCGCAGCUGGACAAGGACUGGGAGAGCGGCAAGUACCCUGCCUGGUACUCCAGCCUGCCCGGCGACGUCAAGGACUACGUCUCGUCCAUGUACGCUGAGUACAGCGAUGCCUCAACUCUCCCGACCAACACCGCUUCGGCAACCGACAGCGACAAGAGCACCACCGCUGGCUCCGGCUCCGCGUCCGCCACGGCCACGUCCACCGGCACCUCGGACGCUUCGUCCUCCGCCGCUCAGUCCAGCAGCUCCAAGACCACUGGCUCUCAGACCACCGGAUCGAGCUCCGCCUCUGCUAGCUCCUCCGCCGCCGAGACCACCGGCUCUCAGGGCGCGACCUCCGAGGGUGGUGCUCCCGCUCCCACUGGCGCCAUGGCCGCCAGCUUUGCCGGUGCCGCGGGUAUCCUUGGUCUCGCCUUUGCUCUGUAA
Aspergillus affinis is the source of this 684-nucleotide messenger RNA. RefSeq lists its product as uncharacterized. The coding region runs from base 1 to 684 and encodes 227 amino acids. The record is from RefSeq and is a predicted model, not a curated record. The transcript is spliced from 2 exons. NCBI's taxonomy places the organism in Eukaryota, Fungi, Ascomycota, Eurotiomycetes, Eurotiales, Aspergillaceae.